Messenger RNA from Micropterus dolomieu (smallmouth bass), 594 nucleotides. Its product is annotated as keratin-associated protein 6-2-like. The transcript has 2 exons. NCBI's taxonomy places the organism in Eukaryota, Metazoa, Chordata, Actinopteri, Centrarchiformes, Centrarchidae. The record is from RefSeq and is a predicted model, not a curated record. The coding region runs from base 1 to 594 and encodes 197 amino acids.
AUGGAAGCUUUUGAACUUUGCCCACUCAGGUUCAAUGCCCCCAAAGUCUGCCGGAGGUGUCUCAUCAUUGCCCACGAGUGCGUUAAAGUCUCCCAGCAGAACUAUGGAGUCACCUACUGGGGCUACAUCCAGGGCUACAUCCAGGACUACAUCCAGGGCUACAUCCAGGACUACAUCCAGGGCUACAUCCAGGACUACAUCCAGGACUACAUCCAGGGCUACAUCCAGGACUUCAUCCUGGGCUACAUCCAGGACUUCAUCCAGGACUACAUCCGGGACUACAUCCAGGGCUACAUCCAGGACUACAUCCAGGACUACAUCCGGGGCUACAUCCGGGACUUCAUCCGGGGCUACAUCCGGGGCUACAUCCGGGACUACAUCCGGGGCUACAUCCUGGGCUACAUCCGGGACUACAUCCGGGGCUACAUCCGGGGCUACAUCCGGGACUACAUCCGGGGCUACAUCCUGGGCUACAUCCGGGACUACAUCCUGGGCUACAUCCGGGGCUACAUCCAGGGCUACAUCCUGGGUCCCCAGGAAGGGCAAAUUGUCAGAACUGCUGCUGGGUGCAUGGGCACAUCAACAGUCAGCUGA